GGCCAGUCUAUAUCAGUGGCCACACCAUCACCAGCAAUUGCUGGUAACGUACAGUUUCCGCACUCACACUGCGAAGAAUCGCAACAACAGAGAGGCAAUCGGAGCGGACGUUUCCCUUAAACAGAGGCAACUGAGAGGACCCUCGCCCAAGACAGCACCCACAAACACACACAGACAGAGCCAUGGUGGAGUACUACCAGAUAUUAGGAGUCCAGAGAAAUGCAACGCAAGAGGACAUCAAAAAAGCUUACAGAAAAUUGGCAUUGAAGUGGCAUCCAGACAAGAACCCAGACAACAAGGAGGAAGCAGAGAAAAGGUUUAAAGAGCUGUCAGAGGCGUAUGAAGUGCUCUCAGACGAAAACAAGAGGAAUAUUUAUGACCGAUAUGGCAAAGAAGGCCUUUCAGGAGGAGGAGGAGGAGGAGGAGGCCAUUAUGAUCACUUUGGCGGCAGCGGCUUUACAUUCCGUAAUCCUGAGGACGUUUUCAGGGAAUUCUUUGGUGGCAGAGAUCCAUUUGCAGAAUUGUUUGCUGACGACCCUUUUGAUGAUUUCUUCGGAGGUGGCCGCAGUCGCCAAAGGGGUGGAAGCCGGAACAGGAUGGGUGGUUCACUUUUUGGUUUCGGGGGCUUCCCAGGAUUCGGGUCUGGCUUCUCAGGGUUCGAUUCAGGUUUUACCACAUUUGGAGACAUGGGUGGAGGAGGUUUCACCUCUUUCUCGUCUUCAUCUUUUGGUGGCGGGGGAGGGGGAAUGGGCAAUUUCAGAUCUGUAUCGACCUCCACCAAGUUCAUCAACGGCAGAAAAAUUACUACAAAACGGAUCGUGGAGAACGGCCAAGAGCGAGUCGAAGUGGAGGAGGAUGGUCAGUUAAAAUCUCUAACAGUUAAUGACAUCGCAGCCGAAGACCCCUUAGAGGAAGAGUUUCGUCGCCGCAGACAGAACACACUUCCUGGCCUCAGCCUGCAUCAGCGCUACCUGAGAAACUCCGCCCAAAACCCCUCGGAGGAAGAGGAGGAGCACGGCCUACAGAGCCUAACGAGAGGACACCAAGACACCAAGAGGAAGAAACUGUGGCUGAAGGAGGCAGAGUCCAAAAAGAAAAGAGCUCAGCGACUCUUCCCACGAUUCAGUGGACUUGGUGCCUUUUUUUAAACACUCAGCCAAACACUUACACAAACACAAACACAAACACAAACACAAACACAAACACAAACACACACACACACACACACACACACACACACACACACACACACACACACACCAACAUAUUUGUUGGCAGAAACGCCAUCAGUCAUACGUGGCAUUAUUUCAUCUAUGCUAUGUAUCAGAGGCCCUACAUCCCCACUGCUGUGCCCUAUCUCCUCUUGUCUAUCAGCUGCAGUGCAGAGCAUAACCCCUGCAUGCUUUCAUCAGCCGAACAGUAGCCCGCAGUGACCUCACUUCAGUGUAUUGUUUUGUCUAAGGUCCAUUUUUAGCAGUUAAGCUUUUGCUAUUGCUGUAUUUAUUGUGGGUGGGCCCUGCGGAUGUACAGUGAGCGUUCAGAUCCUUAAUUAGUCUCCCACAAUUGGACCUUUCCACUUUUUACAGCAUGUUUUGAGAGAGUGUUGUUUUGUUUGAAAGGGUUCAGGUGGAAGGAGAAUUACAGUAGCAGCCUUGUUUGUGAUAAGCGUGAAAAUUACAGCACCAAUACUGUAUAGGGUGCGAGAAUAAGUGAAGGUCAAGUUAUUCAGUGAAUCCUCUUUUCAAUAGAGACAAGGGAGGAGAGGGAUAUCUGGAGAUUGCGAGAGUAAAACAGAAUGAAAGCACCGAAGAGGGAGUUUACAGAUGCACAUGUUCUGCUCACUCCUGCAUCAUACAUGAAAAAAGACUAUCAACAAAUCUGACAGUAAUAUUGUCCACUCUUUAGCACUACUCCCACAGGGUGAAAAACAGCUUUUAAGCCCUCUCACGGUCAUGAUUUUCUUUUCUUUUUUUUUGUAAGAUUUUUUGUACAGAGUGGAUUCAGCAACAUGUUCACCUUCCAUGAAUGUUUCCUAAAAGAUUCCUUAAGCAAAAUGACAAUUUCCCUCAUCUGAUUUGUCUUUGAGAGGUUGUUGGAAAUGUGUGAGAAAUGUUCAUUUUUUAUGGACUCCUACCAAUAAAUACAUAAAGAAAAA
Molecule: messenger RNA, 2155 nt
Organism: Toxotes jaculatrix (banded archerfish)
Lineage: Eukaryota; Metazoa; Chordata; Actinopteri; Toxotidae
Gene: dnajb6b
Product: DnaJ heat shock protein family (Hsp40) member B6b
Exons: 10
Coding region: 183-1148 (321 amino acids)
Biological process (GO): positive regulation of proteasomal ubiquitin-dependent protein catabolic process; protein refolding
Cellular component (GO): endoplasmic reticulum membrane; cytosol
Molecular function (GO): ATPase activator activity; Hsp70 protein binding
Source: RefSeq, a predicted model, not a curated record